GGAAUAAAAGAAAAUUCGUAGCAUCGUAAAAAAUUUGCAACACAAAUUUAAAGCUAUCUAAGAUCGAGCAAAUCUUACGCUUCGUUGCGGUUUAGGUUUGUAUGUCUGAGGGUCAAAUUACGGAGACUACAAAACCACUUCAUUUCAAGAAUAACUGUGGAUUUACGACCAUAAUAACAAUAUCUGGUACAAAUUUUCUCUCAUCAGCUGCCUCGGACGUUUCCUGUUAAUGCUUUGUACAACUUCCAAAAACCCUCGAAUCGCAACUAGGGUUUUUGAUUUCCUUGUGCAAUAUAGACACAAAAUGGUGAACAAAGAUGACAAUGGUGGGGAAGCUUUGGAACUGUUUCUCAAGAUUGGCCUGGAUGAGCGUACUGCCCAAAAUGCAGUCGUUAAUUCAAAAGUCACUUCCAACUUAACAGCCGUCAUUCGUGAGGCAGGUGUAGAAGAUGGGUGUGACAAGUCGGUUGGAAAUCUUCUCUACAUGGUGGCAACAAAAUAUCCAGCAAAUGCCCUUAAACAUCGACCCUUUCUUAGUCACUACAUUGUCUCUUCUAAGAUAAAGAAUACAAAUCAGUUGGAUAAAGCUUUACCAUACCUUUCUAAUAUUGGUCCUGAAAGCUUGAAAGUGGACGACUUCGAAGAAGCGUGUGGUGUAGGUGUUGAGGUUACUGUUGAAGAAAUCAAGAUGGCGGUGGAGGAUGUGAUCAAUGAGAACAAAGAGGCAAUUCUAGCACAACGCUAUCGAAUAAAUGCCGGAAAUUUAUAUGGCCAAGUCCGCAAGCAUCAUCCAUGGGCAGAUGCUAAAGUUGUCAAGGAAAUAGUGGAUGUCAAGCUUUUUGAGCUACUUGGGGAAAAGACAGCUGCAGAUGAGGAAAAGCCAGUCAAGAAGAAAAAAGAAAAGCCUCCAAAAGUGGAGGAGAAAGUUGUUGCUGCAUCAGCUCCUCCCUUGGAGGAUACGAAUCCUUUUUUGAUAUUUCCUGAACCAGGUGAAAAUAAUCAGGUACAUACAGAAAUAUUCUUUAGUGAUGGCUCUAUUUGGAGGCCUCACAACUCAAAAGAGAAGCUUGAAAAGCAUUUAAAAGCAACAGGUAGUAAAGUAUAUACUCGCUUUCCUCCAGAACCAAAUGGAUAUCUUCACAUAGGCCAUGCAAAGGCCUUAUUUGUAAGCUUUGGCUUAGCCCAAGAAAGAAAUGGGUGUUGCUAUUUAAGAUAUGAUGAUACAAAUCCUGAAGCUGAGAAACAGGAAUACAUUGAUCAUAUUCAAGACAUCGUACAUUGGAUGGGAUGGAAGCCUUUCAAGAUAACCUACAGUAGUGACUACUUCCAAGAGUUAUAUGAUCUGGCAGUGGAGUUGAUAAAGCGUGGUCGUGCGUAUGUUGAUCAUCAGACACCUGAAGAGAUAAAAGAGUAUCGAGAAAAAAAGUUAGAUUCUCCAUGGAGAAAUCGGCCAAUUACAGAGUCAUUAAAGUUGUUUGAUGAAAUGAGGCGAGGAAUGAUUGAUGAAGGAAAGGCAACUCUUAGAAUGAAACAAGAUAUGCAAAGUGACAAUUACAAUAUGUAUGAUCUGAUUGCGUAUCGUAUAAAGUUUACACCCCAUCCACACACUGGAGAUAAAUGGUGUAUUUAUCCAAGCUAUGACUAUACACAUUGCAUUGUGGAUUCUCUUGAGAACAUUACACAUUCACUCUGCACACUUGAAUUUGAAUCUCGUCGUGCCUCUUACUAUUGGCUAUUGGAAUCCUUAGAUAUAUACCUUCCAUAUGUGUGGGAGUAUUCCAGACUGAACGUGACUAACACAGUAAUGUCCAAGCGUAAGCUAAAUAGGCUAGUAAGAGAAAAAUGGGUUGAUGGUUGGGAUGACCCACGACUUAUGACACUUGCUGGUUUGCGGCGAAGAGGUGUUUCUUCAGAUGCAAUUAAUACUUUUGUUCGAGGAGUUGGAAUAACAAGAAGUGAUAAUAGUAUGAUAAGGUUAGAUCGUCUUGAGUAUUAUAUCAGAGAAGAAAUGAACAAAACAGCCCCACGAACUAUGGUUGUUCUUAAUCCUCUCAAGGUAGUUCUUACAAAUCUGGAUGCUAGUGCUACAAUGGAAUUGGAUGCAAAGAUUUGGCCUGAUGCUCAAGAGGGAGACUCUUCUUCAUUUUAUAAGGUACCCUUUACAAAAGUUGUGUACAUUGAAAAAUCAGAUUUCCGAAUGAAGGAUUCAAAGGAUUACUAUGGCCUUGCCCCUGGGAAAACAGUUUUGCUGAGAUAUGCAUUUCCAAUCAAAUGUACAGAAGUAAUUUUCGGAGAUGACAAGGAAACUGUCAUUGAACUACAUGCUGAAUAUGAUCCAACAAAGAGUGUAAAACCAAAGGGUGUUCUCCACUGGGUCGCAGAACCAUCUCCUGGAGUGGAUCCCUUUAAAGUAGAGGUCCGGUUGUUUGAUAAGCUAUUUCUAUCAGAGAAUCCAAGUGAACUAGAUGAUUGGCUGCCUGAUUUAAAUUCUAAGUCAAAAGAAGUGAUACCAGAGGCAUAUGCUACUUCCAACUUGGAAAAGGCUAAAUUUGGUGACAAAUUUCAGUUUGAAAGGAUGGGAUAUUUCUCGGUUGAUCAAGAUUCAACUGCAGAUAAGAUCAUUUUCAACCGAACUGUUACUUUACGUGAUUCCUAUGCUAAGGUGGCAAACAAGUAGAAUUAAGCUUUAGAUGACAUUUGAAUCAUCGAAGACCAUUUUCUGGAUACAGUGUACAGAUCAUGAGCUAACGAGGCCUUUUUGUACGGUUUCUAUUGAUUAAAAACUCUGCCCCAAAGACAUUUCAAGCAAUUGUGUCGUGGCAGUAUUUUUUUUGAGUUUUGUAUAAAAUAUCCAACAAAAUUUAAAAUUGAAGUGUUGGACCAUACAUGACUUAAUUGUUGCACAUGGAAAUGGCAGUUCUUGGUGCAGCUUUACAAAAAUGGUUAAUUUAGCUCUAAUUAAGCAACUUAAUUUUUUUAUUAUUUACUUUUCACGAGUAAUAGAUGAACAUUCAGAGAA
Messenger RNA from Cryptomeria japonica (Japanese cedar), 3019 nucleotides. RefSeq names its product glutamine--tRNA ligase. Gene Ontology annotation, molecular function: glutamine-tRNA ligase activity; ATP binding. Gene Ontology annotation, biological process: glutaminyl-tRNA aminoacylation; translation. The transcript has 24 exons. Lineage: Eukaryota; Viridiplantae; Streptophyta; Pinopsida; Cupressales; Cupressaceae. The coding region runs from base 230 to 2677 and encodes 815 amino acids. The record is from RefSeq and is a predicted model, not a curated record. Gene Ontology annotation, cellular component: cytosol; cytoplasm.